AUGCAAUCAUCUGUCAAUCACAAUCUUUCGCAUCUUCAUCAUCUGGUGGCAGCCAUCUUCAGACGGCCUCCAUCAUCUUAUAGCCAUCCCCUUCAGACAGCCAUCCUUUUCUAUCAGUCAUUUUCUUCUAUCAUCCACCGUCUUCUGCCAACCACCGUGUUCUGCCAGCCACCAUCUACUAUCAGCCACUAUCUUCUGCCAGCCACCAUCUACUAUCAGCCACUAUCUUCUGCCAGCCACCAUCUACUAUCAGCCACUAUCUUCUGCCAGCCACCAUCUUCUGCCUGCCACCAUCUUCUGCCAGCCACCAUCUACUAUCAGCCACCAUCUACUAUCAGCCACCAUAUACUAUCAGCCAACAUCUACUAUCAGUCAACAUCUACUAUCAGUCACCAUCUUCUGCCAGCCACCAUCUACUAUCAGCCACAUCUUCUGCCAGCCACCAUCUUCUGCCAGCCACCAUCUACUAUCAGCCACUAUCUUCUGCCAGCCACCAUCUACUAUCAGCCACCAUAUACUAUCAGCCACCAUAUACUAUCAGCCAACAUCUACUAUCAGCCAACAUCUACUAUCAGCCACCAUCGUCUUCCAGUCACCAUCUACUAUCAGCCACCAUUGUCUGCCAGCCACCAUCUACUAUCAGCCACCAUCGACUGUCAGCCACCAUCUACUAUCAGCCACCAUCUGCUAUCAGCCACCAUCUACUAUCAGCCACCAUCUACUAUCAGCCACCAUCGACUGUCAGCCACCAUCUACUAUCAGCCACCAUCUGCUAUCAGCCACCAUCUGCUAUCAGCCACCAUCUACUAUCAGCCACCAUCUACUAUCAGCCACCAUCGACUGUCAGCCACCAUCUACUAUCAGCCACCAUCUACUAUCAGCCACCAUUGUCUGCCAGCCACCAUCUACUAUCAGCCACCAUCUACUAUCAGCCACCAUCUACUAUCAGCCACCAUCUACUAUCAGCCACCAUCUACUAUCAGCCACCAUCGUCUUCCAGUCACCAUCUACUAUCAGCCACCAUUGUCUGCCAGCCACCAUCUACUAUCAGCCACCAUCGACUGUCAGCCACCAUCUACUAUCAGCCACCAUCUACUAUCAGCCACCAUCUACUAUCAGCCACCAUCGACUGUCAGUCAUCUUCUGAUAAUGUUGCGUCAAGUAUAA
Molecule: messenger RNA, 1167 nt
Organism: Procambarus clarkii (red swamp crayfish)
Lineage: Eukaryota; Metazoa; Arthropoda; Malacostraca; Decapoda; Cambaridae
Source: RefSeq, a predicted model, not a curated record